AGCUCUUUGUGGGAGCCGACGGUCCCGCACCGCUCUAGCCUUCUUGCGGGUUUCUUCUACCGUAGCAGCAUAACGGGGCUCCGGCCUGAUGUCCGAGCUGCCUCAGCUUCUGAAGCCUGUUUGAGAAAUGUUUCACCAGAGUGCGGAGGAGGCGAGAGACACCAGCUUUAGCAAAACAGGUGCGUGUUGGGCUACAUCAGGAUAAAAGGCAAAUUAUAAACCAUCAUGAUUCCCGUCACAGAGCUCCGAUACUUUGCUGACACCCAGCCAGCGUACCGCAUCCUGAAGCCAUGGUGGGACGUUUUCACAGACUACAUCUCAAUCGUCAUGCUGAUGAUUGCGGUGUUCGGCGGGACGCUGCAGGUCACACAGGACAAGAUGAUCUGCUUGCCUUGCAAGUGGGUCGUUAAUGACUCGUGCGAAGUCAUGCCCAUGCCGAAUCUGACCACCCACUACGCACCGGAACCCAAAGGCAUUCAGUAUGACCUUGACCGACAUCAGUAUAACUAUGUAGACGCAGUCUGCUAUGAGAAAAAACUACACUGGUUUGCCAAAUAUUUCCCCUAUCUGGUGCUACUCCACACUCUAAUCUUCCUGGCCUGCAGCAACUUCUGGUUUAAGUUCCCCCGCACAAGUUCUAAAGUGGAGCAUUUUGUCUCCAUCCUCCUCAAGUGCUUCGACUCCCCGUGGACAACGAGAGCUUUGUCUGAGACCGUGGUGGAGGAGAGCGACCCCAAGCCUGUGGGGAAAAUGAACGGUUCGAUGGACAAGAAGGCCUCAAGCGUGAGCGAGGAUGUUGAGGCCAGUGUGCCCAUGCUCCAACGAACAAAGACCAGAAUUGAACAAGGAAUUGUUGAUCGCUCUGAAACUGGAGUUUUAGAUAAAAAGGAAGGGGAGCAGGCCAAGGCCCUUUUUGAAAAGGUUAAAAAGUUCAGAAUACAUGUAGAGGAGGGUGAUAUAGUGUACCGCCUUUACAUACGUCAGACCAUUAUCAAGGUAAUAAAGUUUAUACUGAUAUUUGGCUACACAGCCCACUAUGUAAAACACAUCAGCUUCAAUGUGCUGUGCACAGAGAAUAUUCAGAAUCUAACCGGGUACAGCUCGUUCCAUUGCGCCCAUCCGUUAGCAACUCUUUUCAGGAUUUUGGCCUGUUUCUACAUCUCCCUGGUGGUGGUUUAUGGACUCAUCUGCAUGUACACUCUUUGUUGGAUGCUCAGCCGCUCCCUGAAACGAUACUCCUUUGAAGCAAUCCGUGAGGAAAGCAGUUACAGUGACAUCCCAGAUGUAAAGAACGACUUUGCCUUCAUGCUGCACAUGAUAGAUCAGUAUGACCCUCUUUACUCCAAGCGCUUCGCUGUGUUUCUGUCAGAGGUGAGUGAAAACAAGCUGAGGCAACUCAACCUGAACAAUGAGUGGACACUGGAGAAGCUACGGCAGCGUAUCACCAAGAACUCCCAGGAGAAGCUGGAGCUGCACCUCUUCAUGCUCAGCGGGAUUCCAGACACGGUGUUUGAUCUGAUUGAACUAGAGGUGCUCAAGCUGGAACUUAUUCCAGAUGUUACUAUCCCUCCAAUCAUCGCCCAGCUUUCCAACCUAAAAGAAAUGUGGCUCUAUCACACCCCGGCUAAAAUUGAGGCUCCAGCUCUGGCCUUUCUAAGAGAGAAUCUGAAGUCCCUCCACAUUAAGUUCACUGAUAUCAAGGAGAUCCCAUUGUGGAUCUACAGCCUGAAGAAUCUCAGAGAGCUGCAUUUAACCGGGAACCUGAGUGCUGAGAAUAAUCGUUACAUUGUCAUCGAUGGGCUCCGAGAGCUCAAAAGUCUCAAAGUGCUACGGCUUAAGAGCAACCUCACUAAGCUUCCCCAGGUGGUAACGGAUGUGGGUGUGCACCUUCAGAAGCUCUCCAUCAACAAUGAGGGCACCAAACUAAUGGUGCUCAACAGCCUGAAGAAAAUGGUCAACCUGACUGAGCUGGAGCUCAUUCGUUGCGAUCUCGAACGUAUUCCGCACUCCAUCUUUAGCUUGCACAACCUGCAGGAAAUUGACCUGAAGGACAACAAUCUGAAGACGAUAGAGGAGAUCAUCAGCUUCCAGCACCUGCACCGCCUCGUGUGCCUGAAGCUGUGGUACAACCAGAUUGCCUAUAUCCCCAUUCAGAUCGGAACACUCACCAACCUGGAAAGGCUCUAUUUGAAUAGGAACAAGAUAGAGAGGAUCCCCAGCCAGCUUUUCUUCUGCCGCAAGUUGCGCUUCUUAGACCUGAGCCACAACAAUCUGACCAGCAUCCACCCAGAUGUGGGCUUCCUCCAGAACCUGCAGUAUUUUGCAGUGACAGCAAACAGGAUUGAGACGUUGCCCCCAGAGCUGUUCCAGUGUAAGAAACUUCGUACUCUGAAUCUGGGGAACAACUGCUUGCAGACUCUGCCGUCACGUUUUGGGGAACUGACCGGGCUGACUCAGCUGGAGCUGCGAGGGAACCGUCUGGAGUGUCUUCCGGUGGAGCUCGGCGAGUGCCGACUGUUGAAGAAGAGCAGCCUGGUGGUGGAGGAGGACCUGUUCAACACGCUUCCCUCAGAAGUGAAAGAGCAGCUGUGGAGGGCCGAUAAGGAACAAGCCUGAGCCGAACCACUGUGGACAGCUGCAGAGGAGAGAAGUUUGAUCAGAGGAAUGAAGAAGCAAUGAAAUUUUGUGAAACUCUGAAGGAGAUGCAGCAGUUCUGGCCCAACAGGCACAGGAAAGUGAUGGCUUUUGGAAUUGUCUCAUGCCUGCCAGUGGAAUAAUCUCAUAACCUAGCUUGGCAAUGAAAGGUGGUUUGGUAUUGUGGCCUUUCAGUGUUUCAUCCAGGUGAUGUUGAGUAUGCAUGCCACAAUAGGAACUGUCCAAAGCAAACCCGUUUAUUUAAACUUGCACGAUUCAACCUUGCCAGUGAUCUAAAUGUGCUGAUUAUCACUACUUUACUAUCAACAGGAAAUAUGCACAGAAGAGUGUUAGCCUGACGUUCUCUGGCCUCGAGACUGAAAAUCACCUUUGAGUUUUAUACGGUUAUAUCUGCAGAUGAGGUGCAGCGUGCCUCACUGUGCUAGCAGAUGUAAUCGAACAAAUGACAGCGCAACUGAUAGCCGAUGUGUUGAGGCAUGAAGCUUCGCCGUGUUGUUUUUCCUUCUGGCUUUCUUUAUGCUCGACUUACUCUGAGGCAUUUUUUUUACGUAGACAAAAUGACUUGAUGAAGAUUAGCAAAUCAUCUCACGGGUGAUCUCACAGCUUAGGCCUUAGCUCAGAAGAUGAACUUCAAAGAAACAAAGCUGUCAAAUAUUCAGUGGAAACAAAUGGGAACACACUCUACAGUUCAAUGUCUAAAUACCCUGCAGUUGUUAAACUAUAACAUCAGUCUGUGAGGCAGGCUGUUUGUUAACUGCAUGGGACAAAUCCAUCUUCUUUCUUUGAAUCUUUCUGUUUCAACGAGCAUUAUACUUUUUUUUGAGUGUGUUACUUUAUCAGAUUUAAUAUGACACCUUGUAAUGUGUUGGGAAAAGGCCAAGAAUUUAUUUUGGUGUACUUUUAAAUUGUACCAUACAUUAGCAUUAUGUUUGGGCCUGUGAGAAGGGCUGUUUUAUUGUGAAUAUUGGAAUGCAAUGUUAUGCACAAUAGACGUGUAGUUUUGGUUUUGCAUUUAUUUUAAAAAGAAAUUGUCAAAGCUAUACCCAUAUUAUUGUUAUUUUCUUUGCUAUGUUGUAAUUACAUGUAAUUAUGUGAGGUUAGCUGUCCUUGCAUUACAAGUCACAGCGGAUUUCUUUUGGUUUUGUUUUGUUUUGGGUUUUUUAGUUAAAAUAUAUGGAGCAUAGAUACUGCUAAUCACACAUCGAGUAGAUAAUACACUUAAAAAAUGAACAAGAAUGAAGGUACUUCUUUUCUUUAUUCCUUUUUUUUAAUGCGCCAUAUGAUUUAUGAAGCUUUAGUCAAGCUUUACAUGUGUGGGACUCCCAAAGGAAAUGAACUUCAGAUGUGAUAAUGGAAAGUUUAGAUACUUCCUGUUUGAGAAGAGUUGAGUCAAGCUUCAAAAGCAGACACUUAUAUGUAAUCUGUUUAUCUAAGUGACAGAUGAGGACAAACAGGAAAUGGAAGAGUGGAGAAACAUUUAGAUCAGACAACAGAAGGGAAACAUUUGCAGAGAGAGGGAGAGAGAAAACGAACAUGCAAUAUGUGAUUCCCACCAUCUAUGGACCAAAUUAAUGUAACAUGCGUGGUUUGCUUGAAACACUUUCCUUAUUAAGGCCUUUGGAUUUAAUAGCAUCAUUUGGACUAAUUCUGCCAUGUUCACCCCAGCCAAGCAUCUCUUGCAGCUAAUAUGGCCUUAGAUUUUACAAGCUUUAUACCCCAGGAAUGAUUGCAAACAUCACAAUCUUGGCUCGUUUUUUAUUUCUUGUGCUGUAAAAUGUAUAGCUGAAAUAUUUAAUGUGUUUGUUUCAUGUGUACCGUAUUCUUCCUACCUGCUGUUUUUCUCUUUUGAUUCAAGCUUUUUAAAGGAAGGUUAACUCUAAUGAUACAAUUAUACCUUUGUUCACGGUAUAUUUUGUUUACUGAGGCCUUGACUGAAUCCAAAUGUCCUUGUAGGGGGAACUAGUAAAGCGCUCCCAUGCAGUAUUAAAAGGCACAAAUAGGAGCUUUAGCUUUAUGUGAGCUGACGAGCAACUAGUGCGGGAUAAACGUGAGCAGUGCCAAGUAUGCGGAUAGGGACUGUUGGCCUGCCAGCCUGCCAAUCAAUCCGCAAAAAUAGGCAAGUAAAUAAUAUAGUAACAUAGAAAUGUGUAUGAUGUUGGGCUAUAACUGGCAGUUUACUCUGAGUUAGCCCAUCUAGUCUGAUUAUUGAUUGUUAUUAUUUUUUAAAAACAAUGUAUCAUGUUGUUCUUCAUUGUUGCCAAUACGUAGCGUUCCUGUUAUUGCUAAUUAAGGUUUUUAUUCCAGGAAAGUGUCACUUUCAAAGCACUAAUAACUGGCCUUAGUCAACUUUAGGUUGUCUGUAAAGCUUUCUGUUUGCACACAGCACUUAAGCAGUGUACAGUGGUACUAAUGGCAGACAGGGCCCGGCUGAUAUUAAUACCGAUAUUUGGUGACUUAAAAAGCCAAUACUCCAAUAUUUUUCUUUUCUCUUUCAAACGCACUAAACAUAAACAAAUUCUCCUGAUGUAUUUUAUGCGUCGUUAUUUAUUCACCUCCGCUCUGCUGGGAUCAGGCGGCUGUUGUGUUUGCGUCGUUCCAAACACGCGUUGAUGAAAGGGAAGUUGCAGACUGCCCUCCGGUGGACAAUCUAUGCAACAUCAACACUCAUGACAUGGUUGAAGGAUGUUUCUCCUGUCUCUUCUUUUUUUAAAGUUUUCAUUUAUCAGCAACACUGUUGUAAAUGCCAAUACCGAUACAUUGGCGAUUAGCUAAUAUCGGGCAAUAAUAUUGUUGUGUUUUAAUGGCAGACUUUAGAUUUACAAAGCCCUGGUUGCUUGAUUUGAGCCCAAGGAUAACAACUGUACGCACAUUUUUUGUUAUAAAAUUUUAGCCUUAACAUGUGGGUCACAUCAUUAGUUCUGGGAGUUCAGACAUAUAUAAAAACCUAAAUUAUUUCCUAGUAGAGCCUGUAUAGUCAGUAUAACUCGCGAAGAUGGAUGGUGCUCAUUCACACUCUCUCACACUACUUUGUCAAAAUUCUCAUGAAUAUGUUUUUAUCUGGGGGUUUGUUUGUUUUGCGUGCGUAUGUUUGGACACAUACGCACAAAUAUUAUGGUGACGAGUUGCCUUGGUCAUUUUUGUUCUGUCCUUUGAGCUGUGACUCGGCUCUACAGUCCUUCACCGUCAUGUCCCUCUGAGUCAUGCGUCUAAUUUUCAGCCCACUCCCUUUUCUGUUAGUGAAUCAGGUGAAGGUCCGAGGAAAAGGUCAGUCAGACAUUCCCACGAAACCAAAAGGAGGAAGUUUUGAUGACUCAUACGUGCUCCUUGGUUACAAGAAAACUCUAGCAGUUUCAGAUAUAGUCUCAGCUCAUUUUCACCCAAACACAUUAAGUCAGUGCGUAUAAAAGCUUUUCUUGUUUUUGUUCUUCUUCUUUUUUGUUAUUUUCCAGCUUUUCCCAAUUCCUUUUGUGUGUUUCUAAAUUAUGUAUCACUUAAGCAAUGUUUGUGUGAAGCAGCGUGACUGGUCAGUUUAUUCUUGCUCAUAAUCAUCAUUCAUAUUGCUGCUGGUUUCCCUUUGGACACUGCUGUUUUUGAAUAAACAAAACAGGACUUCACAACUGAGCAGAAACGACUCGACAAUCUUGACUUACUGUAAAUGGAGGUGAGCUCACCCUCCAGUGUGGGCAUUGUGUACAUCAGUAUAUCAUCUGUUAAUAUUUCCCAAGAUUGUACAUUUCCAGACAGUUUCAUUUCCUUUUCAUCGCCCUAGAUUUUUCUUAAACUGCCGUGGUUGCAUUAUAUUUCUGCCUGUGUAUGGAACAUAAAUCAUGAUUGUAUUUGCUCUGUACAAUUCAUCUCUGUAUUCUGAUGCCUGUGGAUCAGGGAAAAUGGUUCAUUUCCAUCCAUUUCAUUUGAAACCAUGUGUGCGUUGAUACUGGAAGGAACGCUUUUAAACCUAAGCAGCGAUCACGUUAAAUGUAAACUAAAAGUUGGAUGGACGGACUUGUUUCACUCAGCACUGUCUGUAUCACAAGGCCUUUUACUAAUUGUUGCCAAGUGGACUGAACACUGGCUUUUUAAGUGGGACGUCUGUAACAAUGGACAACUGAACUUUGCCUAAUGUUCAGGCUCUCCUUUUGUACCAUUACAAUAUAUGAAAAUAAAAUAAAGUUAAAAUUCUG
Messenger RNA from Maylandia zebra (zebra mbuna), 6836 nucleotides. It is a transcript of the gene lrrc8aa, whose product is annotated as leucine rich repeat containing 8 VRAC subunit Aa. Gene Ontology annotation, cellular component: cytoplasm. The record is from RefSeq and is a predicted model, not a curated record. Lineage: Eukaryota; Metazoa; Chordata; Actinopteri; Cichliformes; Cichlidae. Gene Ontology annotation, molecular function: protein binding.